GAAUACGUCUUCUAACCCCUGUUAUGAGCAAACACCAACCCCGCUGCACAUAAAUGUGAUAAAGACUCACCUCGGAGCCGUCACUAACAUGAUCAAGCAGAGCGUCUCCCAGACUGUAAGCCUUCUCUUCUCAAUACUCGCCGAAUCCAGUCCCAGAUACUGCACCACCAACACAAUGGCCCCUUCAGCAAUCGACUCUGACCUGCCAAUCAGCACCAAGGGGGUAGUCCGUUCACCUCUCCGAUUAUCCGGGGCUCUCGACUCGUAUGAGUCCUUUGACGUCACUCCGAUCAUUGGCCGUGAGUUCCCCACGGCUAAGCUCGUUGAGUGGCUGGAAGCGCCCAACUCCGAUGAGCUACUCAGGGACUUGGCAAUCACUAUCUCCCAACGCGGUGUGGUAUUUUUCCGGGCUCAGGAUGGUCUCACCAAUGAACUCCAGAAGAAACUGAUCCUGCGUCUGGGUGAGCUCACGGGACGGCCAGCAACCUCGGGCCUCCACAUCCACCCCAUCCUCAACUCGGAGCGCGAGCUUGGCGGUGACGAUCCCGAGAUUAGUACCAUCAGCUCCAUCCAGAACAAGCAGUUUUACUCGCGAGUGGCGCCAGACACGCUUAGCCCCAAGAACCAAAGCAGUGCCCAGUGGCACAGCGACAUUGCCUUUGAGCCAGUCCCGGCGGACUACACGUCCCUCCGUCUCGUCCAGCUCCCUACUACGGGAGGAGACACCCUUUGGGCGUCGGGGUACGAACUCUACGACCGCAUCAGCGAGCCGUACCAAAAGUUUCUCGAAACUCUCACCGUCACCUUUGAGCAGCCCGGCUUCCAGAAGAUUGCCCAACAGUCCGGCUUUAAGAUGUACGACAAGCCACGGGGCGCGCCUGAGAACGUCGGCACCGAGCUCAGGGCUGUCCACCCCGUGGUCCGCACCAACCCGGUGACGGGGUGGAAGAGCAUCUUCCCCGUGGGCGGUCACGUCAAGCACAUCAACGGUUUGACCGAAGAGGAGAGUGGCAAGCUGCUUGGUUGGUUCCUGGAUCUGGUCUACAGGAACCAUGACUUGCAGGUUAGGUUCAAGUGGAAGAAUCCGAAUGAUAUUGCUAUUUGGGAUAACCGGUCCGUGUUCCACACGGCCACCUUUGACUACCUUGAUGGAAGCUAUGGUGAACGGUUUGGGAACCGGGCGGUGGGUUUGGGGGAGAGGCCGUAUUUCGACCCCAAUAGUACGUCCAGAAGGGCUGCUCUGAGCAGAGCUGGAUAAGGGAGGGUUUCACAGGCUGUACAGGGGUAGCCUUUGUCGUUCAGCUCCUUUCCUAUUGCGACUCAUGGCACCAGAGCUACUCCUGUGCGCAGUUUUGAGAUUGCCAAGGACUACCCUAUACAAUAACAAUCGUGGAGUCCGCCCUUCUUUUCAGGCAACUGAGGAAGAGACAGCAUUUCGAUCGUACAUGUUAUAACCAAGUCAUCUCAAUGACAGCUUUUCCAUCUGCCUAGCUAUGUACCUACAUAAGAUUAAGGUACUUACAAGUCGAGACACCGCGCCGGCUCACUAGGAUCAGCCUGCCUAAGUACC
This is a messenger RNA of Canariomyces notabilis, 1570 nucleotides long. RefSeq names its product taurine catabolism dioxygenase. Gene Ontology annotation, molecular function: 2-oxoglutarate-dependent dioxygenase activity. The transcript has 4 exons. Bases 176 to 1258 code for a protein of 360 amino acids. Gene Ontology annotation, cellular component: cytoplasm. The record is from RefSeq and is a predicted model, not a curated record. Lineage: Eukaryota; Fungi; Ascomycota; Sordariomycetes; Sordariales; Chaetomiaceae.